UCGUCCAUUCGAGCCGAACUCGGCCGCCUUCUUUGUUCUUCAUCCAUCAAAACAAGGCGGUUUCACCCUCUUGUUCAACCACUCUCAGUCUCUAUCUUGUCACAUAACGCCACUAUGAUUCUCAGGAGUAAAACACUCGCUGCCGGUUCAGCGCUGGUCGCUGUAGCUUGUGCGUCGCAACCUGGAGCUAUCGAGCCCAUCCCCGGUCCCAUGAGAGAUCUUACUUGGGGUCAGCUCAAUUUUAUUCACACAACUGAUACUCAUGGCUGGAUUGGCGGUCACUUUCAGGAGCCCCAAUACUCUGCCGACUGGGGAGAUUACAUCUCUUUCACCAAACAUAUGCGUAAGCAAGCCGAUGAGCAAGGAACCGACCUUCUAGUCAUCGACACCGGCGACCGCAUCGAAGGCAAUGGCUUGUACGAUGCAUCCUCACCCAAGGGUCUUUUCCAGUACGAUAUCUACGCCGAAGCCGACGUCGACAUCCUCUGCACCGGCAACCACGAACUUUACAAGGCCUACUCGGCUGAUAAGGAGCACAACACCACGGUUCCAAACUACAAGGGUAAAUAUCUCGCUUCGAACCUAGACUACAUCGACUUUAAGACUGGCGAUCGUGUUCCCCAAGCUCAGCGCUACAAGAAGUUCAAGACAAAGAACCAGGGUCUCGAAAUUGUAGCUUUUGGCUUCCUUUUCGACUUUACGGGAAAUGCCAACAACACCGUUGUGCAGCCUGUGGAAGAUACCAUCAAGGAGGAUUGGUUCCAAGAGGCUAUUCGGGAGAAGCCGGAUCUCUUUGUUGUCAUUGGCCAUGUUGGUCUUCGCAUGGAGGAGUUCAAGGUCAUCUUUACCGCCAUUCGAAAACAGAACUGGCAUAUCCCUAUUGCCUUUUUCGGCGGCCAUGCACAUGUUCGAGAUGCUGUUCAGUAUGAUUCCAAGGCUUUUGCGAUAGCCAGUGGUCGAUAUUUCGAAACCAUUGGAUGGAUGUCAAUCGACGGAAUCAGCAAGGGCAGCACUAAGGAGGUCGAGGCCGCUGCUUCACCCACCUUUACUCGACGAUACAUCGACAACAACCUCUACGGACUACACUACCACACUGGCCUGAAUGAGUCAACUUUCCCCACUGUAGAUGGCAAGAGAGUGACUCAGAUGAUCACUCGUGCUCGCAAGGCCCUUCAGCUUGAUUACAAGUUUGGUUGUGCGCCAAAGACCCUCUGGAUGACACGAACCAAGUACACCGAUGAGGACAGCAUUUACUAUUGGAUCUCCAAUCAGCUUUUGCCUGAUAUCAUCACUCGCAAGGAUCGAAAAGACAAAGCUAGACUGGCCAUCUUCAACACAGGCGGUAUUCGAUUUGACAUCUUCAAGGGUGGCUUCACACGGGACAGCACAUAUGCUGUGAGUCCCUUUACCAGUGGUUUCAGCUACAUUCCGGACGUCCCGUACAAGGCUGCUUCCAAAGUCAUCGAUCUCCUGAACAGCGCCGGAAAGAUCUUGUCAGAGAACGGUGCCGAUGUCAAGUUCUUGGCUAUGCCUGAGCAGGCAUUCCCCGCUCCAGCCAUGAAGGCUAUGUUUGAGGCCAAUAAGGAGGAUGAGGACGAGAAGCGUCUUGAACUAAGGAGCUUCCUUGACAAACCUGACCUGACCUCCGGAUACACAACCAAAGACGACAUUGGAACUGAUGGUGAUGACACUAUUCACGAGCCUGUCAAGUUUUACGAGCAGCCCAACUGUGUUCAGGCUGAGAUCAAUAUGCCUGAGAAGGGUGAUCCCGAGACAGUUGACUUUGUGUUCCUUGACUUCAUCCAACCUUGGAUCAUCCCUGCCCUGAAGUUUGCUGGUGCAGGUGAUUACAGUGAUGCUGAUGUUCAGCGAUACAUUGAUGGUACUUUUACAUACCAUAUGGCGCAGUGGAUUAGCAAGAACUGGCAGGGUGACUGCUAGGUUAUUGUGCACAUAGAUGAACUGGGAUGCCCCAUGGAGUUUUGACAUUCGGGUUAGCAUAGUUAGAUCAUACUUUAUUGGUCAUCAUUGAAAUUAGACUGAAUACAGGUAGUCAUAUAAACUGCCCUCUCGUUCCAGCCUCAGUCGUGUCGAGAAGAGGUUUAUUAGACCCCAGACAACGUACUGGCACCUAAGCCUAGGGUCAGAAGUUAUCUUACUCCCUGGAGCUUGCUUCUUGAGGCACCAGUUAGUAAAGACAGCCUCAUCAGGCGAUUUAAUUCACAGUCAUGGUCCGAGCAAAGGUCAAAGGCAAUGCAGUAGAUUGCAGAUGCAUGCUAAGUGCCUAUAUAUGAAAGGACCUCAUGCAAGGCAUGAAAACAAGAAAAGACCAAAUGCACAUCUCAAUCCCAAUCCAAACCCAACCUCAAAAGCAAGUAUCAGACCAAGAUAGAAGUUGUUGUCGAGAGUUCCAAGUACCCGGUGACUCCCAUAGCUAUCAGGUCAUAAGAUCAAAAGACCACUUAAGCCUUGGAGAACUUGAAUCCAGGGGGAACACAGUAGGGGCUACCGCUAGGCUUGUAGAAGACACAAGAGGUCUUGGGGGGGCAGACGCCGGCGGCCUUUUGAAAGGUCAGUAACUUGUAUCUCCAGUGAAAGAGGAAAGGAGUGGUGAUGACUUACAACAUAUUUGCCGUUGACAUCGCAGACCUGCCAGCCAGUCUUGUCAGGAGUGCAAGAGUAGGAUCCGGGCUCGCAGCCCUUGGUGGAAGCAUCAAGGGGAGUGGCAGCGGCCAGGGAGACGAGAGCAGCGAGGGCGAUGGUGAACUUCAUGUUUGCGGUUGGUGGUUCCUUGUAAGAAGAAAGAUGUAGUAGAGCGAGAGUGUGUUUUUGUAGCGAGAGUUGAGAGUGUUUGAGUUGAUGAGGAUGGAGAAGAAAGUUUGGGAUCUGGAGGUUAGGAAGGGGAGUUUAUAUACUUGAUUUCCUCACGUAUCUUACUCUUUUCAUGGGCAUGUUUCUAUUAUUGCUUCAUGAGCUCAACUUGACUUACACGAGCUGACGGUGGAGAUCACGCCCAGCCUCAGUCCUAGAUUCAUGCUAUUUUGGUGCCAUAUUCCCCGUGGAGAGACGGGAGAUCGUCUUGCUAUACGAGGCUUACUCCAGAAUGUGACGAUGCACAAGGUAGUCAGUGUCUCUCGACUUCCAUUAUUCUAGCUCGUUCGCACUGGUUUCUGUCAAAUGGCAACGUUAACUCGUCAAGGGAGCUAGGCCGGGAGUGGCAUAUCGGACUCGCUUCUGGGCAAGCCACUUACACAACAUCACUAGAUAGUCACACGAUCUAAACUACCAGCCCUACAGAUGUGGUGUUACAGGUAUUUUUUACG
Messenger RNA from Fusarium verticillioides 7600, 3323 nucleotides. RefSeq lists its product as hypothetical. Bases 115 to 1941 code for a protein of 608 amino acids. Gene Ontology annotation, molecular function: hydrolase activity. Gene Ontology annotation, cellular component: cytosol. The record is from RefSeq and is a predicted model, not a curated record. The transcript is spliced from 3 exons. Lineage: Eukaryota; Fungi; Ascomycota; Sordariomycetes; Hypocreales; Nectriaceae. Gene Ontology annotation, biological process: nucleotide catabolic process.